Molecule: messenger RNA, 619 nt
Organism: Ilyonectria robusta
Lineage: Eukaryota; Fungi; Ascomycota; Sordariomycetes; Hypocreales; Nectriaceae
Exons: 1
Coding region: 263-619 (118 amino acids)
Source: RefSeq, a predicted model, not a curated record
GAGCUCUUACCGACGCGUGACCGUGGUGCUUCGCCUCAAGUAAAUCAACCACAGCAGACAAGGCCAACUGGUGACGCGCGCUUUCGCACGCUGACGCCCUGAAACGCCACGAAAGUUUGCUGAGCCAUCCAUCUAGGAGAAGAGGUCAAAUCGUCAGCAUCUACCCAGAAGUAAAGCAGCAAACGAAUUAGCCAGAAUCCAUUUGCGGCUUUCCUGCUAAGAUCAACGAUGCGAUCUCUAUUCGGGAUGUUAUCCUUCGAUCAUGGCCACCUGCCCAGUUCGCUUUGAAUUCCACUGUGAAAGAGCUCCCGAGAAGCUCAAAUACAUUCACAAUAUUCCCCGCAGUCUUGUCACCGCCGAUGCCCAAGCCGCACAAGAAGACGCUGGGUAUAUCAAUCGCUUUGUGGAUGCACUACGGCCCAUCAUGAAAGAGCAUGAAGCCGCCUGUCGCGCAGCCUCAAAUACUCUAUGCGGAAAUUGUGGCUCGCCCACUGUGACAGUCUUGCAGACCCCCAUGUCUAGGCUUCACAUUGUGGAGGAUCCUUUGCUAUAUGGGCUAAUCCGGUAUGCGGGAAAGGCGAACUCGGGACAGGAAGUCUCGGAACGAGGCGUCUUCUGA